Molecule: messenger RNA, 1908 nt
Organism: Nylanderia fulva
Lineage: Eukaryota; Metazoa; Arthropoda; Insecta; Hymenoptera; Formicidae
Source: RefSeq, a predicted model, not a curated record
UCGAACGCAAUCUCGGAGAAUUCUAUGUAAAAUGGAGAAUAUUUGGUUCUUGUUUGAUAACUGUGUGGUUUGAUAGUGCAAAGUUGUAAUAAGAUCAAAUAAAUUUAAAUUAUUUAAUUAGAUUGUGAUCCAUGUAAAUAAACUUCGUAUUAAUUUAUUUAAAGAUUGUAUAUUUUGACUUAAAAUUAUUAGUUCGAUUCCAUUAGGCAUUGGUUAUAUCUCUACCACUUCUACUAUGCCAUUAUUAUUGUCUUCUACACAGGUUCCAUAAGAUUCAUAAUUUUGUUCGGUUUUUCUUAAAAUCAAUAAAUUUCACUUUGCAUCAUAUUAUCACUAAUGAAUCCAACCCGAUCAACCAAUGUUCGGCGAUAUGAGGAAUCAAGAUCUGCUCGUAAUGAAGACCAUGAUGUUCAUUCAAUUUUACGUUCAAGGACCGAAGAAGAAAAACAAAGACGUAGACGUGAAUGGCAACGUCAACAAGAACGAGAAAGGCAACAUGAAAAAUUAAAACAAGAAAAGAUUAAAGAGUAUGAGUUGAAACGUGCAAAAGCUUUAGGAUAUGCUGAACAUAAAUUUUCACAUCGUAGUCGAAGCAAAAGUGGUAGUAAAUCUCCUCCACACUACCAGCAUAGAGGAAGAUCUGCAACAAUUACUUCCAAACCUAGUACACUGUUUGAAAAAUUAGAUGGGUCUACAAGUGGGUCACUACCUUUGUUUAAAGGUCCUGAGGGUAUACAGAUUAGUACUACGGAACUACGUCGAAUUAAAGUUGAUAUUCACAGGAAUAUUCCUACAAAAGGACCUAUUGUUACUGAACUACAACGAAGUAUACUUAAUGCCGAAGAUGUAGUCCUCAAGAGAAGAGAUGGAGAAGGAACUAAACCAAUAUUCGACCGAGAAGAAAUAAAAAAAGCUGUAACCAAAACUAAUGAAGUAGAGGAGCGUCGUACGGUUGUAGCUGUAGAUGGGGAGCAGUCAGUUUUGAGUAAGCCGCAGACUUCUAAAAAACGUUCGUCAAGUCCUACUUAUAGUCCCGGAUAUCUAUCUUCCCAUCAAUCCAGAUAUCGUACGGAUUUAAAACGUCAAGAUAACAGGACAGAAUUCCGUGAUCAUCAUCAAAAUAACGGAAGAAGUAGCAUAGAGAAGCGCAGAGAAUAUAAAGAGAAAUAUGCAGAAAGAGAUGCACAUAAAUACAACACUAAUCGAUCACGUUCUAGAGAACGAGAUUCAGGCAAAUCACAUUCCAGAUCAAUGAUGGAAGAAAGAUCUUAUCGUGACAGAUAUCGUGACAGAUCAAGCGAACAUUCUCGUGAAAGAAGAGACCGAGAUAGAGAUAGAGAUAAAGAUAGAGAUAGAGAUAGAUCGAAAGAACGAAGAGAUGUAACACCGCAUUAUAUCGAACCUCCAAUACACGUGCCUAUCUAUUAUAAUCUGCCUCCGAGACCAAUUGUAGUAGGCCCUAUGGUUCCAUUUAGAGGACAGGUUCCUCCUAUGGGAAGAGGUCGACAUGUAAUGGCACCAGUUAGACCAUUUCCUCCACGAUUUAUUCCUCCGGAUUUGUACAGAUUAGGACCUCCACCCCCAAAUCCACGAUAUGGACCAUUUUAAGACAAUAAAAUAAUCUUUAUGUUCAUAUUAUAACUAUAACUAGUUAAUUAAUAUGGAAUUGGUGAAAAGAAAUUAUUCUAAUCAAUCUUACUAAUUUCAAGAUUGUAAGAUUGGGCAAACAAGAAACAAAAACAUUAAAUCUUAACAAGUUAAGCUCUAAUCAGAUAGGAUAUUUUAUCAAGUUUGUAUAAGAUUAGAAAAUAUCAUUUUGAAUAUGAAUUACUAAUAAUUUUUCGAAAAUUAACAUUUUCGUAGAGGAAAUCUGUAUCAUAAAAAUAAACAAGUUAUUGAUGUUACUGU